Peromyscus californicus insignis is the source of this 3813-nucleotide messenger RNA. Its product is annotated as basic leucine zipper transcriptional factor ATF-like 3. Gene Ontology annotation, cellular component: kinetochore; MIS12/MIND type complex; nucleus. Bases 1 to 846 code for a protein of 281 amino acids. Gene Ontology annotation, biological process: regulation of transcription by RNA polymerase II; mitotic sister chromatid segregation. Gene Ontology annotation, molecular function: RNA polymerase II cis-regulatory region sequence-specific DNA binding; DNA-binding transcription factor activity, RNA polymerase II-specific. The transcript has 6 exons. NCBI's taxonomy places the organism in Eukaryota, Metazoa, Chordata, Mammalia, Rodentia, Cricetidae. The record is from RefSeq and is a predicted model, not a curated record.
AUGGCGGGUGUUCCUGAAACGGUGCAGGUCUCCGCCUCGCAGGGUCAGGAUGCCCGGACCUCCUCAGACUCCCAGGCCUCGGCACCCGCCUCUCCGCUAGAGGACUUCCGAGUGCGCUGCACCUUGAAAAGGGCUGUGGUGGAAGUGAUGGAGCUGUGCGGUCGCUUCGUGCAAGAGCUCGGGGCCGCGCUGCCGGAGGACGUCCGAGAGCUGGCGCUGCGGGACGCGCAGUGGACUUUUGAGUCGGCUGUGCAGGAGAAUGUCAGCAUCAAUGGACAAGCCUGGCAGGAAGCUGCAGAUCACUGUCUUAUGGAUUCUGACAUCAAAGUGCUUGAAGAUGAAUUUGAUGAGCUCAUAGUAGAUGUGGCAACAAAACGUAGACAGUACCCCCGAAGGAUCCUCGAGAGUGUCAUCAAAACCCUGAAAGCACAGCACGAGAUUCUGAAGCAGUAUCGCCCUGUUGUACCUCCCUUGGACCUGAAAUGUGACCCUGACCCAGCUUCUCAUGUGGAAAAUUUGAAAUGCCGUGGGGACGCCAUAGCUAAGAAAAUCAAUGACGCCAUGAAGGCUUUGCCUCUGCUAAUCGAACAAGGAGACGGUUUUUCCCAGGUCUUAAAGAUGCAGCCUGUCAUCCAGCUGCAGAGGAUCAACCGGGAAGUCUUUUCCAGCCGUUCCAGGAGAGCAGAUACCAAGCCCGACAAGUCUGUAACACAAGUAGAAACCACACCAACUGAGACUGCAGCCAGGAAAGCCUCGAACAUAGUGCUGAAGAGAAAGCAUGUCCCAGACUGCUCCCAGAGACAGCGCUACCCGCUGCGGCCGAAGAGAAUUGAUCUGGAUGUAUGAGCUCUGUUUGUUUGGGAAUUGGAAGUUGGUGCUCUCAGCAUCCAGGUCACGGUCUGCUGCCCGGGGGACUUCAUUGAAAGUAACUGUGACUCUGUACAGGUGCAGUGCACCGUUCUGCUUGUCCUGGGCUGGGUCUCCCUCUGCGGUAGGGAAAAAGCCUGUGGAGUAUUGCACAGACCUGUCAGUGGCCUCAGAUGCUAUCAGUGCCAGCUGCCUUGCAGCCUUUGAGGCAUCCCAGGGGACAUGCUCUGAGGGGUUUUCUUGAUGUGCAGCUUUCUCUAUGUGUGAGGUCAUGAGGUAGUUCUUGGAGGCUUGAGGACUGGUGUUGGCUCUGCACAGCAGCCUGCUCGUUGCUAGUCCAGUUCAUCAGAGGAGCGCACAGAAGAUGGGCCUGGCCUUGGCUUUGUUCCAUGGGCACUUAAUUCACAAUUUUAGGGUUUUGUUUUGUAAGAUAAAGGAGAAGGCUAUUAUUUGUGUAGGAAAUUAAUUUUUUUUGUCUGCCUGUUUUCAAGACAGGGCCUCUCUGUGCAGACUUCACUCUGUAGACCAGGCUGGCCUUGAACUUAACAGGUUCCACCUGUCUCUGCCUCCUGAGUGCUGGGAUUAGAGGUGUGUGCCACCAUCGCCCGACUGUGCAGGAAAUAUUCUUAAAAAGAAAACCUGAGGCUGGAGCCUCUGUUUCUUCCCUACGUACGCUUUCAUUUCCAUAGGUCUUUGAACAUAAUUUGUCUGGGAACUGAUAGUUUCUUUUAAAGUCCUCAUUUCUAAAUAGAUCCUUCCAGUUCAAAGUGUAUAUAAAUUAGGGUUGAUUGGCAUGCUCCAGUUAAAGACAUUUGUUAUCCAAUAUAACAUCAGACCUAAAAGGGGUCUCAGCAAACUUACACUCUGAGAUUUGGCCACAGCCUCCACAGCCUCUUACGUUGUGUCUCUUACAUGGUACAUUGUAGAUAGGGCCUGUAGCUUGCCACCUGUUUCCUUUCUUGGUGAUUAUACACUUUUAUCCAUUUUCAGAGAAAUUUACUAAUCAUGGCUUGGAAAAUCUAUAUUGCUCUUGCUCGGUAUGUCCUAAAGAUCAUAAACAUCUAGGUUUGUCUGGUUUUCUCGAUUGGAAAAGCCUUAUGGUGAGGCCACUUUAUGGGACUUGUAGAUUCUGUUUUACUGUUAAAAUUUGAGAUCAGGGCACUGGAGAGAUGGCUCAGAGGUUAAGAGCAUUGACUGCUCUUCUAGAGGUCCUGAGUUCAAUUCCCAGCAACCACAUGGUGGCUCACAACCAUCUGUAAUGAGAUCUGGUGCCCUCUUCUGGCAUGCAGGCAAACAUGCAGGCAGAACACUAUACAUAAUAAAUAAAAUAAAUCUUUUUUUUUUAAAUAAAAAAAAUUGAGAUCAGUAUAUUCAUACAGAGCAAUGUUUAUUUUUAUUUUGUUUUUAAAAAUAAUAUACAAAGACCAAAAUCUUGGCACAUGCUUUCUCCAGCUAACAAGGCAUUCUUGGUACCUACUUUAGUAGGACAGCAGGCCGGCACUCUGCACUCUGGAGUGAACUGACCUUUGCCUUAAAAUCACUUUGUGACUUCAGAAGGUGGCUUUGGUUCUGUGCCUUUUGUGGCAUUUACGUUCUGUGAUUGAGUUCACUUCAGGAGUGCCCAAGCAGGCAAGGCUAAGACACCAGGCUGUGAGGUGAGGCGGUGCAGUAUGUUAGGCUUGCACACCAGGCUGUGAGGUGAGGCGGUGCAGUGUGUUAGGCUUGCACACCAGGCUGUGAGGUGAGGCGGUGCAGUAUGUUAGGCUUGCACACCAGGCUGUGAGGUGAGGCGGUGCAGUGUGUUAGGCUUGCACACCAGGCUGUGAGGUGAGGCAGUGGAUUUCCAUUGAGCAAAUGCUGUAUGGCAAGAUGGGAGAAUGAGCUUGGAGGAGUCCCACUAGAUGGUUCUGGCUGGACUUGACAAAGUCACAUUUUGAAAGGCCCCUUUCCACACUCUGGAUGUGAGAUGGUGCCAAGAGGAGUUUGGAGUGAUGAACUUGGUCUGGCAUGAAUGUGACUUGACCCUGUGACUAAAGCACUUACUUAGUAGUGACCUUUGAGAGGUGUUCAGUCCUAGUGCAGAAGCCGAGUGACUGGGGAACUCCAAGGAGACUGGGGCCCUCUUAUCAAUGGUAGUCAUCUUCUAAGGGGCCCUUUGGUAGAGGUGAAGACGUUUUUGCCUAUUGUAAGGUAAGAUGUUUGUGUGUGUGGCAGUGGGGGUAACUGUCAUCUAGUGAAUAGAGGCUGCACAUCCUCUGGAUGGCUGGCACAACUAACCAUCUGCCCCAAGACCAGUGGCACUGAGGUGAGGAACCUGCUGAGGGGAGAGUGGUCCAGUGAUGCUGAGGUAGAGGAGCCUGCUGAGGGGAUAGUGGUCUAGUGACACUGAGGUGAGGAGCCUGCUGAGGGAGAGUGGUCCAGUGAUGCUGAGGUGAGGAGCCUGCUGAGGGAGAGUGGUCCAGUGAUGCUGAGGUAGAGGAGCCUGCUGAGGGAGAGUGGUCCAGUGAUGCUGAGGUGAGGAGCCUGCUGAGGGAGAGUGGUCCAACAGCAUGAGGGGGUGUGAUUAUUGCAGCUUUCCAACCUCUCUAGGAAGUGCUGUUUGUGUUGGUUGUACUUAACUCUUGUCAAAAUAUCCCACUGUCAGCCCUCGUAAGACAAAGUGUAACGUAUGAAGUUCAAAUAAAACUAGACUGUCAAAUAUGUAAUGAAAAAAGCCCCAAAUAAAAAUGUUAAUUCUAAUUGCAUUUUUAUUGAGUUUAAAGGGGUGCAUGUUGAUAGAGUUAAAUGAUGUUGUAUCUUGGAUUUGCUCUUAAGUAUUUAAGCAAAGAGAAGGGAUAGAUUAAGCAAAUGUAUAAGAAAUGUUGAUGGCAUUGGACCUAUGUGAUACAACAUUUACUUUGCGCUUGGAAAUUUUGUAUAUAAAAUAUACAUAUAUGUAUGUAUGUA